Messenger RNA from Pyricularia grisea, 3408 nucleotides. RefSeq lists its product as uncharacterized. NCBI's taxonomy places the organism in Eukaryota, Fungi, Ascomycota, Sordariomycetes, Magnaporthales, Pyriculariaceae. The coding region runs from base 1 to 3408 and encodes 1135 amino acids. The transcript has 3 exons. The record is from RefSeq and is a predicted model, not a curated record.
AUGGAGCCUAGGCAAAGCACCGUUUUGGAGAAUGACAUGGCUACAGCGCCUAAUCCCAUCCAGGCUGCCUCGGAACCGAUAACGCCACGACCCUCAACGACCAUGGAGCCUGUCGCCGCGAUCAGCAACGGAAGUGAUAGUGCACUUCCAGAUCGUGCCUCUACGGCACUUCCGGGCACGACGGUCGGCAUACAAGGGGAGGAUUCGCCAGCCCCGGCCUCGCCCGUGAACCAACCGAUCAUUGCUACGAAAACCGAAAGCGCUCACGAUUCCAUGGUGACGGUCCGACUCUCUGGACCUGAGGAUCCUCUGACUGUUGAAGCAAGCGUCGGGUCUUCUCAUCCGGGACUUUCCAGAAAGAGCAUCGCAAUCCAGGAACACGAGUCCAUCAACACCAUGGCCGAAACUGUAAGCGACGGGAAGAUCGCUUUGGAGGGUGUUGAGCCGGUAACAGGAAAUCCGGCGAUUGGUCCAAAUCUACAGGAUGAACUCGCGGCAGUGGCAGAGGGUGAUGAGAGCGGCACGGCCGUGACGGAAAGCGAGAGUUCAAGCAUCGAGCGUGAUGAUGCAGUGAUCCCGACACCCGAACUCAAUCAAGAAUCGACCAACAACCACACUGCUUCGUCACCACCCGAUUCAGACGAUGUCGUAAACUGGGAAUCUCUCCAAAAACGCGAGGACGAGCAAUUGAAUGAAGAAACUGCGGACAAUACCGCACUCCUGCUUGCGAGGUUGGAGCAAGAAAAUGCCAAACUUGCAACAAAUCCAAAGAGCGUCAAGGCCAGACUCAUUGACAACAAACGCAAGUCACGACCGCCCUCGAUGGCGCAACUAAGAAAUAUGGUUACCGGUCCCACGCCGUCGGCUCUCCGUUACUCGAUGCUACCGCCGCCGCCGAUGACAGAUCUCGAAUUUUACGCUGCCUUGGUAAAGGAUUACGAACAGACGGCCGCCAGAUUACCGACGCUAUUAUCCCACAAGAUUCGUAAAGGAAUCCCGCCGCCGCUUCGCGGUGUUGUAUGGACAAGCAUGUCAGGCGCUCGCGAUGUCGCACUCGAGGAGCAGUUCGAGUACCUAUCUGGCGAGUCGAGCCCAUUCGAGUGCAUCAUCAGCAAGGACCUCGGCCGCAGUUUCCCUGGUGUGGACAUGUUCCGUGAGGCCGACGGGGAGGGCCAGAGGAUGCUCGGCAGGGUGCUCAAGUGUUAUUCGAUCUACGACCCCGAGAUUGGUUACUGCCAAGGUCUUGCCUUUUUGGUCGGACCGCUAUUAAUGCACAUGCCCGAUAAGCAGGCAUUCUGUGUUUUGGUGAGGUUGAUGGAGAAUUAUGAUCUUCGCAGCUGUUUCCUACCAGACUUGUCUGGCUUGCAUGUCCGCAUAUGGCAAUUUAACCAGCUGAUUCAUGAGCAUCUGCCGGUUUUGUCGAACCAUUUGGACGAUUUACAGGUCGACCCUGUAUAUGUUUCACAAUGGUUCCUCUCUUUCUUCGGGACAGCGGCUCCCCUGCCAUUUCUGUUUCGUAUAUACGACGUGCUAUUUGCAGAGGGAUCGACGGAGACCCUACUCAGGGUGGCAUUGUCGCUAAUGCGGAAGAACGAAAGACGGUUGUUAGCGUGCACGGAGUUGGAUGGGGUUUUGGCGUUGUGUCUCUCGCGCGGAUUAUGGGAUUGCUACAAUUACAACGCCGAUGAGUUCAUUCAGGACGUCGUCUCACUCAGCGAUAUUGUCAACCGAGAGCGAUUGGUCGCGCUCGAGCAGGCUUACUAUCGUGAGUCGACCCAGCUAAAGCUUGGCAGUCCCAAUGCUGCGCGGCAAACCUCGGAUGUCAGCACCGCAGCCUCCCGAUUUUUGGGUCGGUUCACUUCUUCAAUCUCCAGCGGCCCCACUUCAUCCAAAUCACAAUCGCAGCCACCUGCAGUUCCAACCCCUAGCUCCAUCUCAUCUUCAUCAACCAUAACUCCAACAACCAACGACUCGACGACGGCGCCUUCCAACGCUGCGUCUUCUGCAGCUUCGACCGCUGCAUCUUCCGUCACCAACAGUCCUGGGUUGGCCGCUCCUUCGCGACCGACCAGCAUGCUUCGGAGGAGCACCUCCAAGCAGAGCCUGGCCUCGACCCUGAAUUCCAUGGAGGCGCACUCGACUUCAACAUCCACCUCGUCCGCCGCUAGCGUUCUGAGCUCGGCAUCUACCGAAGCGACAUCCAUCUCGAGAGAUUCACACAUUCCUCAACAGACCCAGCAGUCCGCCGUUAAGGGAGGCACCGCUGACGAUCGAUACAUCGAGGAGCUCCUCCUAUCACUCAGUGAUCUCCAGCGCCAACAAGUGCUUUUAGCCGAGCAGUUACAAAGGGAGCGCGAAGAGAGGGAGGAAGACAGACAGGCCGUGAAGAAAUUGCUGCAUGGCUUGCAAGAAAAUGGCGCCGUCCAAGCUAGUCCGGAUGCUGAAAGCUCCGAGUCGGGGACGGGUCAAUUGGCUGCUCUAGUCAGUUCCGUGGAGAACCGUUUCAACGAUGAUACCGAAAACACCGCCUCGCUGAUUGCUGAGACGAAAACAGAACUACGCGACCAACUGGCUAGAACAAAGGAGCAAUUAAACAACGAACUUGCGAAAAGUCAAGACCAGUCUCGCAGGGAAGCUGAUCUUCAACAAGAGAUAUCCUCACUAAAGGAGCAACUUCGCGCAAGCCAGUCUCAUGUCCGCACUGCAUUCCAGGACAAGCAAAGGCUGGAGAAACAAAUACACUCGAUGAGGGCGAGGGCUUCGGCCGUUGAUAACAAUACAUCGUCGCCCGACCAGACCGCCAUAGGAGGCGCCAUAGGAGGAGCCACCGAAUGGUUUGGAAGGGCGACGGGCACUGGUGCAGGCGCAGCGGGUGGGCUUCGUGAACUGAAACUCGGCCGGAGUCUGUCGACACCUUCUCAGGCCUCACAGGCCGGCUCCGGCUCGCCUCCUUCGCUGAAGCGAGCAUCUUCCAUCUUUACAACCGCCUCCGCUCGUGGUCCUGGUUCUCGAGAAUCGCUGGUUCCUCCGUCCACCUCGGCGCCAUCCAGCGAACAUGAGGCCCUCCUGCUAGAGCUUGUGCAAGCCAAGACUGCCGAGGCCAUAGCCAGACAGGAAGCGGACGAGGCUAAGCAAAAGCUCAAGACUCUGCGAGAAUCUCUCGGUCUAGGCCCUGGGGACUCGAUACCUGCGGCUCAGCCCAACUCUGGAGCAGCGGGCGGUGCAUCAGCGGCUGCCUCGGCCGCCAUGGGCAUGUUUGGGCGUUUGACAACUACUACGGUGACUGCGUCAGCCAAAACAGGGGCGGCGUCCGCUGCCGCUCCUCCCGCUGCUCCUACACCUGUGCCGACACCUCCUGCCGGUGGUGCCGCUGCAGCCGGCGGCUUCUGGGGUUGGAGGCGAGGUUAA